AUGAACAACUUGCCAGACUCCUUCCCAACCGACAACUUCCAGCCCCGAGGCUUCCAUGGCUUCCAUGACAACAGCCACGUCUUCUUCCUGCGGACCAGCACACACGAGGAUGCUGUCGCCUGGGGGUUCGUCGCCCCCGUUAAGUCGACCGUCGUGUUCAUCAAGGUGCAGGACCCGGACGAAUGGGAGUGCCGGCGCCUGUUGCAGAAUAAGGGGGUUGACAUCGACACCUUUGUCAAGGGCACGACUAUAAAGAAGUUCUGCGCGGACAACCGCAGCGACGUCCGCAUCGCCACCGUACCCAAUACGGGUUACUUCCGCGUCAUCACCAUCGUAUGGAGUCCCAAAGGUCACGCUAGGGACCCAGUUCGUGACGGCGACAUCAUGGAACAGGCGGUCGAGCAGCAGUUUGGGGACGAAAUCGCGAAAGCGCGGAAAUUAUUGGGAAGGCAGUGGGGAAGCUCCUCGGCCAACAUCACUGAGUAUAACUCAUAUCGAGUCUGA
Molecule: messenger RNA, 504 nt
Organism: Clonostachys solani
Lineage: Eukaryota; Fungi; Ascomycota; Sordariomycetes; Hypocreales; Bionectriaceae
Source: the annotation of a GenBank genome assembly